This is a messenger RNA of Suillus clintonianus, 573 nucleotides long. RefSeq lists its product as uncharacterized. The coding region runs from base 125 to 451 and encodes 108 amino acids. The transcript has a single exon. Lineage: Eukaryota; Fungi; Basidiomycota; Agaricomycetes; Boletales; Suillaceae. The record is from RefSeq and is a predicted model, not a curated record.
UGACUUGACCAUAACUGCUUGUUUUCUCUCACUUCCAGUCGUGUCACUGUUGUGGUCCGUCCUCUGCUUCACUAUCGCUAUCACCACCUUCUGCAUUCAAGGCACCAGCCUAAACAGCGGAAUCAUGCUCGUUACCCUAUUGAGCCUUCUUGCAUUCUUUGCUUUCGUCAAACUGCCCUUUUUCUGGCACAUCUGGAGAAGUCCCCGGCGCAAUGAAAUCGAGAUGGCAGUGAAGGACUUGAUUAAACUUGACACAUGCACACUAGGUCUUUCAUUAUUCCUUCGUGGCACGCCACGAGCAAGGUCAGAUCAGAUCACUCUUUAUACUUACAGGCUAUGCAUAAUCACAUUGGUUAAUUGUAUGCAUGAGUUCGACACCUACACUAACGACCAAGUCCUUUGUAAGGAAGAGAAAACGGAAUACGAGUCCAGGUUCAAUCUAUCAGUAUGAUUUCAUAUGAUCAAAAGCUUUCUCCAGUGUGUACCAUUCACGCAUGAAUGUUUACCGUCGCGUUGCGAUAUUCAAGAAACGGGUAUGGAGCCGCCUAUCAAACAGGCCUCAGAUUAUGAAUG